GAGCUGGGACAAGGAGGCUGAAACAGCCCCCCCCCCCCCGCCCUCCCCUUCACCGCUCUGUAAUCUCCGGGCCCCGUCAUUAUGUAAAGCGUGUACGUGGGAGGGGCCCCCGUGCCUUUUGGAGAUUCCUGCAUGGGAGAAACCGGGCACGCCGACGGCGAGAAGGGUGCGGGGGGAACGCGAGACGUCGCAGCUGUCCAAAGGGAAGAGCGAAGAGAGUUGAGGGAAGAGGGCAGGCUUACCACCUCCUCCUUCCCCUUCUCCUUCUCCUUCUUCUCUUUUUUCCUUCUGAGAAGCCAGCCCUUUUGAAGUCUUGUCUUCCUUGGGAGAGCCUUGAAACCCAAGAAGGAGAGAGAGAGAGCAAGGUUUUGAGAUGAGCUAUUUUACCAACUCCUAAAGAAAGAAAUCCUGGAGCUUCUAAAGAUCCAGGGACCGCCAAUGCAACACCACGACCUAAGUUUCCUGCUUUGAAAGAUGGUAUGGAUAUAAACUUGAUUCUUCGCCGGGACUGGUACAGAUUGUGACCAAGGCACCGAUCGAAUCUCUUGGGAAUCCUGAGCAGUCUUUUGGCUAAAAAGGAGAGAGAAGCCUGAAUCCAGAGGUUGAAUGGGAACUACAUAAAGGCAACUUAAUUCAGUGAUUGUAGAACAUGUACUUUCUGGGCAGAAAAACCUUGAAUCCCACCUCUUGAAUUGUUAUUAAAGACUUUUACAGACCAGAUCUGAGAAAAGAUUGGUCACUUGGUCAGCUGUUGUCAAACUGAAGGAAAAAUACCGGACAAAUAUGGGUCAAAGAACAGACUUGGUGUCUACCUUUUGACCGUGACAUAAAGACCGGCAGAAUUUGAAGAUCCUUCUAUAAACCCUUCCAUUUUCCAAAACCCAAGAGGCACAAAAUCGUAAGGCGGGACGUGGGAUGGCUUUGGACAAGAUGCUUCCUGAUUCAGGACAACCCUGCUCCUUCCUUUCCACAAACGUCAUUACAAUAGUGGAAAAAUGUAUGAGUUCCAUGCAAGCCGGCACGCAGAUGAUCAAACUCCGAGGUAGCUCCAAGGGCCUCGUCCGUUUCUAUUACCUGGAUGAACACAAGUCGUGCAUUCGUUGGAGACCCUCGCGAAAAAAUGAAAAGGCUAAAAUCUCCAUAGAUUCCAUCCAGGAAGUGUGCGAAGGGAAGCAGUCGGAGAUCUUCCAGCGCUACGGCGACGGCAGCUUCGACCCCAACUGCUGCUUCACCAUCUACUAUGGGGACCACAUGGAGUCCCUCGACUUGGUCUCCUCCAACGGGGAGGAAGCCCGCAUGUGGAUCACCGGCCUCAAGUACCUCAUGGCCGGGAUAAGCGAUGAAGACAGUCUGUCCAAACGGCAGAGGACGAGAGACCAGUGGCUGAAGCAAACCUUCGACGAAGCCGACAAAAACGGGGACGGCAGCCUGAGCAUUAACGAAGUCCUGCAGCUCAUGCACAAGCUGAACGUCAACCUCCCCCGCCAGAAAGUCAAGCAGAUGUUCAAGAUGUUGGGAUGGUGCGGCUUCACGCGCUUGCAAACGGACCCUGCAACAUCUGCCGCCCGGCUCCCACGGCGGAAACGGUUCACCACUUACAUGCGCAGCCCUGCGGGGGACAUUUUCAACCCCAAACAUUACCACAUCAACCAGGACAUGACUCGCCCGCUGAGCCACUAUUUCAUCGCCUCGUCCCAUAACACCUACCUCAUGGGAGACCAGCUGAUGUCCCAGUCCAGAGUGGACAUGUACGCUUGGGUUCUGCAAUCCGGGUGCCGAUGUGUGGAAGUUGACUGCUGGGACGGUCCAGACGGCGAGCCGAUUGUCCACCACGGCUACACCCUGACCUCCAAGAUCCUUUUCAAAGAUGUGAUUGAGACCAUCAACAAAUACGCCUUCAUCAAAAAUGAAUACCCCGUCAUUUUGUCCAUCGAGAACCACUGCAGCGUUACCCAGCAGAAAAAGAUGGCCCAGUACCUGGUUGAAAUCCUGGGCGACAAACUGGACUUGUCUACGGUCAACAGCGAGGAUUCCAACGAGCUGCCUUCCCCGGAGAGCCUCAAGGGAAAAAUCUUGGUUAAGGGGAAAAAGCUUCCAGCCAACAUCAGUGAAGAUGUUGAAGAGGGCGAAGUUUCCGACGAGGACAGCGCCGAUGAGAUGGAUGAUGACUGCAAGCUAAUGAACGGGGAUGCUUCUUCUAAUCGGAAACGGGUGGAAAACCUCGCCAAGAAGAAACUGGACUCUCUGAUCAAGGAAUCUAAAAUCCGGGACUGCGAAGACCAAAAUAAUUUUGCCGUCACCACCUUGUCGUCCUCGGGGAAAUUGGGGAACAAGCCUGAUCUUAAGAAGAACAAGCACGAGGAGAACCCGGAAUCCGGUGAAGACCCGAUCCUGAGCAAACGUCACAACCGAUCCCUGAUGGGAAGCCUGACCAAACGCAAGAAAAAAUCCAGCAAACUCAAAAGGACGCCGAGUUUGGAAGACAGGGAAGACGACUUCGAAUGCCAAGGGAACUUAAGUAGAACUUCGGUUCAUUAUAGCAAAACAAAUCGGCAAAAGAAAACGAUGAAACUCUCCCGGGCUCUCUCCGAUCUGGUGAAAUACACAAGAUCCGUCGGAAUCCACGACGUGGAAUCGGAAAAGGUUGUGAUUGCUCCAAUGCAUAUCAUAGAUCCGUUUGUGGAAGUCGAGGUGAUCGGAUUGCCCAUGGAUUGUUGCAAAGAGCAAACCAGAGUUGUGGACGACAAUGGUUUCAAUCCGAUGUGGGAGGAAACCCUGGUUUUCAACAUCGGCAUGCCAGAGAUUGCCCUGGUGCGCUUCCUGGUCUGGGACCACGAUCCCAUCGGGAGGGAUUUUAUCGGUCAGAGGACAAUCGCAUUCACAUCCAUGAUGCCAGGCUAUCGACAUGUCUACCUAGAAGGUAUGGAGGAAGCUUCCGUCUUCGUUCACGUAGCGGUCAACGACGUUUGUGGUAAGGUCAAACCAGCGCUGGGCCUAAAAAGCCUCUUUCUCAGAAGUCCAAAGCAGGCCUCUCUCGACAGCCAUGCUGCUGGUCAGCUCAACCGCAAACAUUCCUUUAGCAGUCAGCUUUUACGGCGGACGGCCAGCGCGCCCACCAAGAGCUUAAAAAAGCCCAAGAUCGCCCUGGAUGCCCGAGACGAGAGCUCGGAAGGUGACGGCAAGGUCCCCGCUCUGGAAGACUCCUCCCACCCUCGCUUUGACCAGGAAUCCGACCUCCUGUCCCCGGCGCCAUCGCCUUCCCGAGAGGGUCUCGGUGGCAUGGCAGGGGACCCCAAGGGAUCCAAAGAUAUCCACCGAUUCUCCAUGCACCUGUCGGCCCCGUCCUUACGCAGCCUCCAGACCAUCCACGAAGAGCCCCUCGCUGCCAACAAGAACCAGCCUUCCAGUUUCCACUUCCUUCUGCCCGCCUGCCCCGUCAGGGACCCCAAAGAAGACUCCGGGCCUCGUCCUUCCCAGGAAGCUGUUCCAGACGGAAGGGAACGCUUUGGGAGGACUUCUUGUUUGGAGCACCGGACGGUUUCGGAGAAGACGCUUCUCGCGCCCAGCGUCUCGGGAGAGGAAGGCGGGAUGGGAAGCAACAAAGAAGGAGAAGGUCGGACAAGGGCUCCUUGCCACGGAGGCCUUCUCCAUCCUCAAGUACAGCACCACCUCGUGUCAGACAAUUGUGAGCUCCACCCGGCCGGAGAUGGCCAGAAGAAGACAGGCGGGUUGGUUCAACGGCUGACAAGCGAUGAGAAGAAGAGAGUUGGAGUUGGUCCACCAAACCAAAGUGAAAGGGACAACAGCACCACGCCAACUCCCCUUCGCACAACUCCCAAAGGAACCGCCGCAAUCCCCGUGCCUCCGACUGUUGUGAGGAGACCGAGGGAUGAAGGCUACAAGCGGUGCAACCACGGAGUCUCCCUGAAGCCUCCUGAGAACUGUUCUCCUACCCCGGAAGUUUAUUGGGACGCCACGGUCCAUGACCGCAUCUGGAGCAAGCUUGAUUUCAGCGCCCACCAGGACAGCAUGUCGUCCUCUUCCAGCAUGUCUUCCAAUGACACCGUCAUCGACCUCUCCUUGCCCAACCUUGCCCGGAAGAGCCUUCCCGACCUUGGCGCUCAGAACGCCGUCCCCCAGAGAAGAACCGCGAGGCCCUGGUCCGCCAACGCGGCCUCUGGGCGCGAAGGCCCCACGGUGACCAAGAGCAAGUCCAACCCCAACUUGAGGUUGGAUCAACCCGUGGAAGACGACUGGCGCCCAAGGCCGCUCGGCUUCUCCUCGGCGUCCAGAAGGCACACCUGGAACCGGUUGUACGUGCAGAGCCUCAAGAGGUCCUGCCCGAAGCCCGAAGAGCCGAGGAACCCCGAUGCCAACCCCGUGAAGUCCAAAAGCCUCGGGGACCUCACCUCGGACGACAUCCGGUCCACUUCGGAGAGCAAGUACCGGAGCAUCCGCCGCAGUUUCGCCACCCGUUCGGUGAGGGCCCACGGCCAUCGUGGGGCCUUCAAGACUUUGGGAAGGUCUCCAGACGAACUGACGGAGCGCCUGAGGAAACUCACCUUCUUCCAGAAGGAGGACGACAUCACUUCGCCCACCUGCCCGGAACUUCCCAAGGCUGGGGAGGAGGAGGAGGAGGAAGGCGAAGAAGAGGAGGAGGAGGAGGAGGAGGAAGAGACCGUCCUGAUCCGAAGGUCUUCUUCCCGGAGUCAGAGCAGGGUGAGGUACAUCGCCAACCGGGCCAGGCAAGCGCAGGAGAGGCAGAAGCUCAAAAGUUUGGCCCUGAGCAUUGAGGAGCGGGGCAUCCCCGAAGGAGCCUGCUGCUUUCCGGGGGGGCCGUACACGGACCCGGCUUCCCCUGCCUUGUUUACAUCCCAACUCAAGAACCCGGCAGACUUGAACCCCGAGGCCGAAGUCGUCUUUACCUUCAGGCUCUGAUGGUGGGAAGGGCUGAACCAGGAAUCGAUGUUUACAUUGCUGUCGGAGCAAAACCAUCCGUCCCCCUUUCCCUGGUUUUCUUAAAAUAC
Molecule: messenger RNA, 5027 nt
Organism: Notechis scutatus (mainland tiger snake)
Lineage: Eukaryota; Metazoa; Chordata; Lepidosauria; Squamata; Elapidae
Source: RefSeq, a predicted model, not a curated record